This is a messenger RNA of Eruca vesicaria subsp. sativa (arugula), 942 nucleotides long. NCBI's taxonomy places the organism in Eukaryota, Viridiplantae, Streptophyta, Magnoliopsida, Brassicales, Brassicaceae. The record is from the annotation of a GenBank genome assembly.
AUGUCUCUAAUGCAAUCAUCUAGUACUUCAGAGCACUCAGUCUGCAACAAUAAAAAAACUGUAUUGAGAGAGUACAUGAUAGUUGUGCUAGGUAGAGAUCCUAUAGCUCCAGAUGUAACCUCGGAGAUAGAAUCAAGAUCAUCUCGGGAUGAUAAGAAAAUUUUACAAAAAAAAAAAAAGUCGACGGCGAAGGGAUCCACACGGAUCGACGGCGACAUCGUCUCAGCCUCCCGUGAUAAAUCCAUCCUCCGACGGCCAAUUUGUCCUCUCCAGAAGCUGGACGGCGAGCUCUGCCUCUGGGACCUGACCGCGGAGUCUCUACUCGCCGACUCAUUGGACACACCAAAGACGUCCUCUCCGACGCCUUCUCCCUCGAAAAUCUGCAAUAGGUUUCCGUCAGUGGGAUUAGCCAACUGCGUCUAUUUGUGGAAUGCUUGUACUAGCAAGGUUACUAAGUUAUGUGAUAUCAGGGACGACGAGAGCGUCUGCUCAGUCAGUUGGACACUACGUGGAACACAUUUGGCGAUUGGAACAAGUAGCGGAACUGUAGAGAUUUGGGAUGCGUUGCGCUGCAGGAGAAUAAGAACGAUGGAAGGUCUUCGACUACGAGUUGGAGCCUUAGCAUGGAGCUCAUCAGUUUUGUCUUCUGGUAGCCGAGACAAGAGCAUACUUCAGAGAGACAUACGGUGUCAAGAAGAUCAUGUCAGUAAACUAACGGGUCACAAAUCCGAAGUAUGUGGACUCAAAUGGUCUUAUGACAACCGCGAGCUUGCAUCAGGCGGAAACGACAAUAAGCUUCUUGUAUGGAACCAACACUCAACACAACCGGUUUUGAGAUACUGUGAACACACAGCAGCGUUUAAAGCCAUUGCGUGGUCUCCUCAUCUCCACGGACUUCUUGCUUCAGGUGGUGGCACUGCUUAUAGAUGUAUCCGUUUCUAG